AGGAAAGGAACAAAUCUACAAAAAAAGAAUCCAAAAAAGAUUUUGAAAAAAAAAUUAAUAAUUUAUUACAAUCUAAAAAUUUAUUCAAAAUCAAUGUUAAUUUGAUAUUAUGUAGUAAUUUGGCUAAUACUAUUCAACUAAUGUUUUUAAGAAAUAUACUUCCCGAAAAUACCACUACUGAGGUAACCAAUAUAUUGGAUAAAAUUAACCAAAGAAGAUCAAAGGAAAAUUAUUAUAUAGGAAGUUGGGGAAAGAGUUCUUCUUUUCUAUUUAAAACUAAUGACACUAUUUUUAAUGAAUUAUCUUCUCAAUUUAUUAAAAUUAUUAAUUUAUUAAAAAAUUAUGUUUUGGAAAUAUUGAAAUUUGGAAAUAACAAGAUGAGGAAAUUCUUAGAAAAAUACAAUAGUAGUGAUUUUUUAUCAAUUUAUCCGACAGUGUGUUUUAAUUUUUUGGAUAAAUCUGUAGAUGAAAAUAGAAUUCUACAUAUUCAUCCGGAUAAGGAAGACACUGGAACUAGUCUAAUUUUUUACUUUGGAAAGUUUAAAGGUGGAGCAAUCUCAUUUCCUGAAUUAAAUUUUAAGCUUAUGGUUCAAUCAGCAGAUGUUUUAUUGUUUGAUGGUAAGAAUAAUUUACAUGCUGUUGAAUCACUUCAUGGUAAAGAUGAUGUUAGAUAUUCCGUUGUAUUCUUUGCUCAUAAAGCAGACUUGGGUAAAACUAGUUAUCCCAUGAAUAGAGGAGAAGUUAUGAAAGGUAUUAAGAAUAAAAUCAAUAAUUAAAUUUUAAAUAAUUAUUU
Molecule: messenger RNA, 793 nt
Organism: Naegleria gruberi
Lineage: Eukaryota; Heterolobosea; Eutetramitea; Acrasida; Naegleriidae
Exons: 1
Coding region: 141-776 (211 amino acids)
Source: RefSeq, a predicted model, not a curated record